Amphimedon queenslandica is the source of this 4471-nucleotide messenger RNA. RefSeq names its product hemicentin-2-like. Gene Ontology annotation, cellular component: plasma membrane; cell-cell junction. The transcript is spliced from 12 exons. The coding region runs from base 155 to 4249 and encodes 1364 amino acids. Gene Ontology annotation, biological process: cell-cell adhesion. The record is from RefSeq and is a predicted model, not a curated record. Gene Ontology annotation, molecular function: cell adhesion molecule binding. Lineage: Eukaryota; Metazoa; Porifera; Demospongiae; Haplosclerida; Niphatidae.
UUCAAGUCUUGAGUAGAAUAUUUGUGCCUUCUCUCUCUCUCUCCUUCUCUGCUCCUGGGAGAUACACAGGGCCGCCAAAAAACAAGCAAGAACCUGCUACUACACUAAGACUUUCUCGCGUUCAUUUCUUUCAAGUCCCUGGAGAGGACUGACGAUGCAGUUGAUCAGUUUGAGUUCAGUGCUGCUUCUCCUGUGCCUGCAGCAACCAGCGAAUGCUAAGAUUACAUUUUAUCAAAGACAUGAAGAUGCUACCUCGUGUAAUUUAACAUCAAAUACUUGUUGGAGAGUUGAAGGGCUAGCCUCAUAUGACCAUGGAGGUGUUGCAUCUCAGACAUUUGUCUUCAUUUGUCAUUCAGAUCAACCUAAUCCUUCUCUAAGCUGGUCUCUGGACGAAGGUUCUUUAGGAAAAUCUCAACAGAGUGCUGGCGAUGACUCUGUAAUCAUGUUAUUUAGCAAUCCUGUUGCAACUGAUGCUGGUAUAUACAUUUGCAGAGAUUCAGCAAAUAAUGAAGAAGAGAUGCUGAACAUCACACAUGCUAGCCCGGUUGCUCAAGCCGUCAAUCCAUUACUGACAGUUGUUGGUGGGUCUCCAGUUACUAUUGAGUUCUAUGCUUCAGCUGUACAGCCUAUUCAACCAGCUGAUAUAGCAUGGAGACUCAACGGCAUUGAAUUGACAUCAGGACUUUUUAAUUCCUGGAAAAGAAGUCUUUACAUUCCAUCGGCAGCUGCCUCUGAUAAUGGAACGUAUCUAUUCGCUGUGGCUUCUGGUACAGGUGCUCUUAAAAAAACCGAAUCAGCAACUGUUGACCUCAUUGUUAUAACUCCUCCUACUAUAGUAUCAGGUCCUCAGAAUGUGUCAGGAGUGAAGGAAUGGUCCUCCAUUAGUCUUUCUUGUACUGUAAUGGCCGGAGCUUCCUUUAACAUUAGCUGGAGCAAACUGAAUGGGGCUCUUCCAGUAAACACUAACAUUAGUACACAAAGCAAUGGAGAGAAUACCAUGAUCAGUACAUUAACAAUACCUAAUGUCCGAGUGAUUGAUUCCGGUUCUUAUCAGUGCUCAUCAUCUUUUACUAACGGAUCAAACUAUACUUCAUCACUGGGAACUCUCAAUAUCACAGGAUCCAUUCGACUGAUGCUUAUUGAUACUAAUAAUGAAUCUAGUUUAGUGACGUCACCUCUACUGUAUGUGCCUACUUCAUCAAAUUUUAAUAUUGAAUGUCAGGGAACGGGAGAAUUUGAUUGGUCAGGAGGACAAGGGGGCGGGGCCAGUAUAGCAUCUGAGGCUUCUGGAAGUCCUCGUCAGUUUAGUACUUCAACAUCGUUUCGUAGUUUAGCUUUUGAGAGUUUUCAAAUGGCCGAUAGUGGAUAUUAUACCUGUACUUCUACUGCUGGAGAGGAAGAGACUGUCUUCAUUACUGAUGCUAAUCCAGCAGUAUAUUCUCCUCUCUCUACCUUCAGAGUGAACAACCACACUAACCUUUCUCUUAUCAUAUACACAGACGGUUCUCCACUUCCUUCUCCUUCAAGCAUCACUUGGUACCACAACAACAUGACUAUAGAUAACUCCAGUCCUUACUACACUAUCAGUGAAGACUCAACAGUAUGUAGUAUAAUGGGGCCCAGUGAAGAAGUGACUGGUAACUAUACAGUACUGGUCACGACUAGUGCUGGGACUAAUACAAAACACUUUAAUGUCACUUACUUUGAUCCACCAUUCAUUACAGUACAGGAUGAGUCGGUGUCCAUUCUACGAGGCUCUCCUGCAGUCCUACAUUGUAAUGCCUCGUCAGAACUUGACGUCAGUCUCUCGUGGGUUUUUGAGGGUUCUCCGCUCCUACCAAUGAACUCAAUAGUGUCUGAUGAUGGCCACACCCUAACCGUGGGUACAGAGUCACUGGAUAAUGCUGGAGUGUAUUCUUGUGUUGCAACUGAUGGUAUCUCUGUUGUUAGUAGAGACGUGAGAUUGAAUAUUUUAUAUGGCCCUGAGUCAGUUAUCUUUACUUGUUCAAAGUUCAAUCUCACCGAAGGAACAAUGGCAGCUACCUGCAGGUGUAGCUCCACCUCCUAUCCACCGCCCACGCUUAAUUGGAUUUAUAACGGGACCAGUGUAUUGCCACCUGGUAUUGGAGUGACACGGACCAUCAGUGGCAGUCUUAUAUUAUUCUGGACGAGAGGUGUGGUUUAUACUGACGAAGGGUUCUACACUUGCAGAGCCUCUAAUGAUUACGGAUCCGUAAAUGAAACUAAUUUCAUUUCUGUCAAUGCCACGCCCAUCAUUCGGUCUUUUUAUCCAAGUGGCUCCGCCGUAACAAUCAGCUUGCAAGAAGCCACGCCCUCUUUCGGUUGCUUACCAAACUCCACCUUAAGCUACUGCAGAGUAGUCUGUGUCGCUCGUGGUUGGCCCGCCCCCUCACUUUAUUGGAUCGACCAAUCAACAUUAACUCCAGUAACCAAUAGUUACGUGGUACGAGAAGGAGGUGUGGUCUCUGCCGUAUUAGACCUGGCCGAUAUCCAGUUUGGAGACUUUAGUUGUGAAUCUGUCAAUAAAUUUGGGAGAACGUCUCAGACUGUAAGUAUUACGGCAGUGACCACACCCCCUGUGAUCCCGCCCACUCCCCCUCUUCCCGAUUCCACUCUCAGUGCUAACAUGAGACUCCGCCUACUUAAUUCCAACUGUCAGUCAUCAUCGGAAGAAGAGAUAAGAACUGAAAUGAGUAAUACAUUAACAGACGCUACUUUAUCCAACUGUCACCUCUGUUCCCGUGACAACGAGACCAUAACCAUAGAAACGAGCAGGUGUGACUUCGACGGGGCUACCGUCUUUGUCGCAAGUUUAAAAGGAACAAGCUCAGGCUCAUUCCAACGGCUUUAUUCCUCCUUCACUUCAUGGUGGUCGUCCAAUCCUCUCAUAUCUUUAUCUGGUUCUCUCUACCUUCUUGAUCACAAUUGCUCACUGCUGAUUCAAGAUGGCACUGAUCAGUUUAAUUGCGUUGAGCCUGUAACAGCUUCUUCUCCAACCCCCACUCCUUCCAGCGAUCCUAGUACAACUUCUGUCAUUGAUACUUAUCAGAUCAUUUGGAUUGUUGUUGUCGCCGUCAUUGCAGCUUUAUGUAUGAUUGUUGGUGUGGCCCUGUUUGUUGUACUCUGUCUCUGUGUUAGGACAUUGAGAAGAAACAAGAAGGAGGACAUUGGAGAAUCUAUUGAUAAUAGUUUAUCUAAUCUACGUACCUUCAGUUCUCGUAACGCAAUGAGUAGGUCUAACAUGGAGAUGGAUGCAUCUUUUGCCGGCUCCCAUUCAACCCUAGGGGGAAGACAUAGAGGCAGUAUCGAUGAUGAUGGAAUGCUCAGUAAUCCGGAAUACUUUGAUAGAGAAUUAGUUCAGCAAGUAAGGAGAGAAAGCAAUCUAUCGGAGAGCACUUCAUCACAAAAGAGGCUCCUACAGACCACACCUACUAAUGAGAUUGACUACCCUAGUUUCAGCCAGUCGCAGGGGGAGAGUUACCAUGGAAACGAUCGUCGCUCCAGUUCCCAUAGCGAGGUUAUAGUGAGUAACACUCCCAUACAGGAGAUACUGUACAGCGAUACGACACAAACUCCGCCUAAUUUCACACCUCCACCAGUUUUUACACCUUCGACUCCAGUUCCUCAGACCACUCCUCCUCAGUCGACGCCCACUCCCAUUAAUGUGUACGAUCAGAUACGCCCGACAGCAACCAGACGAAGCAUUUCUCUGGCACAGAAGGACCCUCGUCACCAGCAGAGUUCCACCCUCCCUCUCUCGCCAGCCCAUAAAUACGAAGAACCAAGUCCUCCUGCUCAUCCACGAAGUCGCAUGAGAAGCAACCCGAGUAUAGCCACGCCCUAUCCAUUCCCUUAUUCUCAACCAGUUUCAUCUCAAAGGGAUAUUAAUAAAGCGGGUGUGGUUAGCCCCGCCCCAUUGCACCUAAUGCAACGAGCAACUUCGGUCCCGUCCGACCAGCACUGGUUCCACCCACCACAGAGGGCAGGGCACCCUAAGAAUUCUAUUGGUAGUAGUAGUAAGCUACCAGCAGUACGAGAGAGAGGUACAUCCCCUCCUAGUGAUCACUGGUACCAUGGUAACAGUGAUAUAGUCACGCCCACUAAUGUUAUUGAUUAUGCUACCAGCUCAAUUAGUAGUCAGAGUUUAAAUCGACCAAUCAGCAGAGGGCACAGUGGAGGCGGUGUCGUACCACCCGUGAGACAAGGCGUGGUAUUGUACGAAGUAUGAGAUAUAGGAAGGAAAUAAUUUUAAAUGAUGAGCAUCACUUUUGUGGACUCAUAAUUAGAGAUUUACGUGACGCAAAAUUUUCAGAAUAAUAAAAAAUUGAUCAUUAUUUUUUAAAUCGCAUUUCAUUUUCUCUUAUUAUUUUGUGUUAUAAUUAUUUUUUGUCUCUACGUCAAUUCACUUUAUGUCUAUUAUCAUGAUUUCAUUUGUUUUGUAAUUUGAAAA